Lacerta agilis (Sand lizard) is the source of this 1532-nucleotide messenger RNA. It is a transcript of the gene QTRT1, whose product is annotated as queuine tRNA-ribosyltransferase catalytic subunit 1. Gene Ontology annotation, molecular function: tRNA-guanosine(34) queuine transglycosylase activity. The record is from RefSeq and is a predicted model, not a curated record. The coding region runs from base 29 to 1213 and encodes 394 amino acids. Gene Ontology annotation, cellular component: cytosol. NCBI's taxonomy places the organism in Eukaryota, Metazoa, Chordata, Lepidosauria, Squamata, Lacertidae. The transcript has 10 exons.
GUUUGCGCGGGGGGGGGGCUCCGUUGCUAUGGCGGCGGUGCCGGCCCUGUCGCUGCGCGUGGUGGCGGAAUGCGGGCGAAGCAAGGCCCGUGCGUGCGAGCUGCGGCUGCCGCACGGCUCCGUCAACUGCCCAGUCUUCAUGCCAGUCGGUACUCAGGGAACCAUGAAAGGCCUCACCGCUACGCAGCUGGACGCGCUCGGAUGCCGCCUGUGCCUGGGGAACACCUAUCAUCUGGGCAUGCGUCCCGGACCAGAGCUUAUCCAAAAAGCCAAUGGGCUCCAUGGCUUUAUGAACUGGUCACGAAACCUGCUCACGGACAGCGGUGGAUUCCAGAUGGUCUCUCUGGUGGAGCUGUCUAAGGUGACAGAGGAGGGAGUGUGCUUCCGUUCUCCUUAUGAUGGCAAGGAGAUUCUGCUGACUCCAGAGAAAUCCAUUGAAAUACAAAAUGCUCUUGGCUCUGACAUCAUGAUGCAGUUAGAUGAUGUGGUCAGCAGCACAGUUAGCGGCCCCCGGGUAGAAGAAGCCAUGUUCAGGUCCAUUCGCUGGCUGGACAGAUGUAUUGCAGCACAUACCAAGCCUGACCAGCAGAAUUUAUUUGCUAUUAUCCAGGGUGGACUGGAUCCUUCCCUCCGAUCUAAGUGUCUGGAAGAAAUGACUAAACGAGACGUGCCGGGCUUUGCCAUUGGGGGCCUGAGUGGUGGUGAGGCCAAAGAUCACUUCUGGAGGAUGGUAGAUCUCAGUACGAAUCAUCUCCCCAGGAACAAGCCUCGCUAUCUCAUGGGAGUGGGUUAUGCUACGGACCUGGUGGUGUGUGUGGCUCUGGGCUGCGAUAUGUUUGACUGUGUCUUCCCUACGAGGACUGCACGCUUUGGUUCAGCCUUGGUCCCCUGGGGCUCCCUGCAACUGAAGAACAAGCAAUAUGCCAAGGAUUUUCGGCCCAUUGAUGAGAACUGUGAUUGCCCCACAUGCCAGAGGUACAGCCGAGCGUACUUGAAUGCUCUCUUCAGGAGUGACACAGCUGCCAUGCACCAUGUUACUGUGCAUAAUAUUGCAUACCAGCUGAACCUGAUGCAUUCAAUCCGGGAGAGUAUCAUUGAACAGAGGUUCCCACAGUUUGUUCAGGACUUCAUGAAGACCAUGUAUGGCAACUUCAGCAGCUACCCACAGUGGGCCAUAGAUGCCCUGUCCUCUGUUGGAAUUACCCUGGAGUGAGAGGGGUACAAUUGUGCUGCCAGCAUCACCGAGCAAGCAAAAUCCAACUUGGAGCCCAGCACCUGUGAACCAGCAUGUAUCCCCUGGAUCCAGGUCUCUCAAUGAUUGGUUGCCUUACUUUCAUAGCUGUGCCAGUUUUCUUUCCAGAACAGUGGUCUAGGUGUUUGCAGCACUGAAUACCUCUUUCUAUUCAAGGAGUGCAUGGGAAGAAUCGGAGGAGCUGACGGUUUUUAUUGCAAUGGUCAUUCUUCAAUGCAGAGUCUUCAUGGUUAAACUGGAGCUACCUUGAAAGUUCCUUAUUUUUAUAUUUUUAGUAUGU